GCUAGUGUAGUAGUUCAUCAGCUGUGGAAGAAAAGUGCGUUGUUUGGUGAUAAUAAGUUUGUGAAGGACCAAAGGAAUAUGAUGACAACUCCGAAGAUUAGCUCGAAGGCAUUUAGGAUCAUCUGUCCGAAGACGGCAGUUCAAAGCGGAAGGAAGCAGUGAACCAUAGCGGACAUUCACCUUUUCAUCAUUGCUAGUCCAGUAACAUGACUGGAGUCUGCGCACUUCUUGCUGAAUGCCUGGCACAGAGUUUCCAUCUGCUGUAUCCGAAACUUCUAGAGGAGCCAUUCCCUUCGGCAACUGGAGUGGAACUGUUGCAAAGCACUCUGAAUCGUCUCCAGAGGAAUUCUGAACCAAAUCAUAUCAAAGAGGGGUCGACCUCAAAUACUGAAAAUAGCGUUACGUUGAGAAAGAACGAAAAAAAUAGGAUCUAUAGUGAUUUGCAUAACAGGGUUCAACAAAAUAUGAGACGAAGUAUAAACAUGAAAACAAAAACUUGUGAAGCUGCAGGGUGUCUGUCAUCCAGCAAGCAAGGCAUCAGAUUCUUCAGCUUUCCAAGGGAUCCAGCAAGAACGAAAUUUAACAGAAACAAAAGAAAUGAGACCAGCGGAAGGAAAUAAUUUCAUGAUCUACGAACAGAAGAAGAGUAAGGAGGCUUGAACACGAUUCGUAUUAAAUUGGA
Messenger RNA from Cryptotermes secundus, 682 nucleotides. RefSeq lists its product as uncharacterized. The coding region runs from base 207 to 620 and encodes 137 amino acids. The transcript has 6 exons. Lineage: Eukaryota; Metazoa; Arthropoda; Insecta; Blattodea; Kalotermitidae. The record is from RefSeq and is a predicted model, not a curated record.